Messenger RNA from Polyodon spathula (Mississippi paddlefish), 2219 nucleotides. RefSeq names its product zinc finger protein aebp2-like. Bases 99 to 1487 code for a protein of 462 amino acids. Gene Ontology annotation, cellular component: ESC/E(Z) complex. The record is from RefSeq and is a predicted model, not a curated record. The transcript is spliced from 9 exons. Gene Ontology annotation, biological process: regulation of transcription by RNA polymerase II. Lineage: Eukaryota; Metazoa; Chordata; Actinopteri; Acipenseriformes; Polyodontidae.
GCGCUGCAGCAGCCCUGACGUCAUCGUCUCCUCCCCUUCACCGCUCGGGGUUCUCUCCUGUGUGUCUGAAACAAGAGAGACUCGGAGGUUUCAUAAAGAUGGCGGCCACUUCAUGCGAUAGCGCUGAGCAAGACUCCCCCUCAUCCAGCAACGAAAACGGGUCGCCACUGUCAGGUGAGACCGAGGACGAGCUGCGGGGCCUGCAGCUGCCAGAACUGAAGCAGAGCGACGAAGAGCAACUGGAAGAGGGGGGAGAGGGAAAGGCUGUGAGAAAAGCUGCUGCCGCAGAAGAAGAGGAUGAAGAGGAGGAGAUAGGUAGCGUGAGCGCCGGUGGCGAGGAGGAGACCUCUGAGCAGCAAAGCCCGGCUAGCAGCAGCGAGACCGGGGACUGUCCUGAGAAAGAGCUCAAACAGGAACAAAGCGGGGAGUUCGAGUCCGGAGACUGCAAUCAGAAGAGCAAAGCUGCAGAGGACACCCUCGACAAGGGCAACACCACGGGCGGCGUAGUCAGCGAGCAUGCUAACAAGAGACGGGCCAGUGUGGAAAUGUCAUCCUCAGACGGGGAGCCCCUAAGCCGCAUGGACUCUGAAGAUAGUAUAAGCAGCACCCUAAUGGACAUGGACAGCACAGCGUCGAGCGGGCGAUCAACGCCGGCAAUGAUGAACGGCCAAGGAAGCACGACACCAUCCACCAAAAGCAUUGCUUACAACUGCUGCUGGGACCAGUGUCAAACUUGCUUCAACUCCAGCCCAGACCUGGCAGAGCACAUCCGCUCAUUUCACGUGGACGGACAGCGGGGAGGGGUUUUUGUCUGUUUAUGGAAAGGCUGCAAAGUAUAUAACACACCGUCUACCAGUCAUAGUUGGCUGCAGAGGCACAUGUUGACGCACAGUGGAGACAAACCAUUUAAGUGCGUGGUUGGCGGAUGUAAUGCCAGUUUUGCGUCUCAGGGCGGACUGGCCCGGCAUGUUCCCACGCACUUCAGCCAGCAGAACUCCUCUAAAGUCUCCAGCCAGUCAAAGGUCAAGGAAGAGUCUCCGUCCAAAGCGUGCCUGAACAAGCGCAAGAGGCUCAAGAACAAGCGGCGGAGAUCAUUGCUGUUGCAGAUGACUGGAGGAGAGGCCAUACACCAGCAAGUGACCAAAGCAAGGCCACAUGACUUCUUUGACGCACAAACGAUGGAUGCCAUACGGCAUAGAGCUAUCUGCUUGAACCUCGCGACGCACAUAGAAAGCCUGGGGAAUGGACACAGUGUUGUAUUUCAUAGCACAGUAAUAGCAAGAAGGAAGGAAGACUCUGGGAAGGUGAAAAUCCUGCUCCACUGGACACCCGAGGACAUCUUGCCAGAUGUGUGGGUAAAUGAAAACGACCGGCCUCAGCUAAAGACCAAGGUUGUACACUUGUCAAAGCUACCACAAGACACUGCUGUGCUUUUAGAUCCUAAUAUUUACAGAACAUUGCCACAGAAGAGGCAGAAGCGGAGGUAAGCCACUGCGCUCUGCAAACGCAACGCUCCCCAACAUUAAUUGAAAUUGAAGUAAAAUGAUUUUGCACAUUUCAAAGUCUACUUUCAAUCCCAGUAUUUUAGAUGUAAUAUUUAUUAUUUACCGGAAGUGUAAGAGAUCUUUUUCUGACUACAUCCAAUAGAUAUGAAACUGAGCCAUCAGGGUGACUCAAGGUUUCUCACUAUGAAAAACAUUUGCUGUUUUUCCUACACCUGGUUUAUACUGUACCAGUGUACAUAGAUUAUAUAUGUAGAAUUAAAUGUCCUUGCAGUGGGGGAAAAAUAAUUUACUUUAAAAAGCAAAUCAUGUGCCACAAAAUAAAAAUCUUAGGAAAUUUGAGAAAUUUUGCAAGCAAAUUGAAAACAUUUCACAACAUUUCUGAUUCCUAGUCAACUUGUAUGUCCCUGCUGAGGUCAGUAAGAAGUGUGUGAGUGAACUGGAGGCACUGAAAAUAAGACAAGUGUCUUUGUGCAUUUGCAGACAGUAUUCAGAACAGGAGGAAGCUGUCUUGUCAUUGUGUGCUUGUCUGGAUCAGGAGAUGAAUGCAAUAAACUGUAGGGGGAGGGUGUAAGACUUACUGUAUCCAGACCCCUAUUCCGCAUAAAAUAUGCAGCACAUUUCUGAGUAUGGUGUCUCUCAUGUAUAUGUAAUUUGCUUGUUUUUUAGUUUUUUUUUUUUUUUUUUUUGAUGAGGGGGGGGUGUAAGUUUACCAUG